Messenger RNA from Mirounga angustirostris (Northern elephant seal), 4197 nucleotides. It is a transcript of the gene IL2RB, whose product is annotated as interleukin 2 receptor subunit beta. The record is from RefSeq and is a predicted model, not a curated record. Bases 296 to 1963 code for a protein of 555 amino acids. Gene Ontology annotation, molecular function: cytokine receptor activity; interleukin-2 binding. Gene Ontology annotation, cellular component: membrane; external side of plasma membrane. Gene Ontology annotation, biological process: cytokine-mediated signaling pathway. Lineage: Eukaryota; Metazoa; Chordata; Mammalia; Carnivora; Phocidae. The transcript has 10 exons.
GGAGAUCUUUAUCUGGUCCCCUAGGUGCUUCAGGAGUUUCAGAGUUUCUCACCAGCCUGCUCUCUCCCCGUCCCCACCCCAGGCCUUGCCCCCUCCAUCCUCUGCACAGGAAGUGGGCUGGCCCUGGGGUUUUAGUCUUUGCCGGCCUCAUCAGCCAGCUACUACCUGGGCUGCCUCGGUCGGAGUCGGAGCAGGGCCCUGGGGAGAUGGCUGUGGACCCAGCAGUGGAGAGAUCCCAAGAGCGUGCGCGGCAGCCCCAUGUUUCAGCCAGGGCUCCCUUCCCCAGCUCCCACCCAUGGAUGUGAUGGCAGCUCCUGGUCUGUCUUGGUGUCUGUCCCUCCCUGUCUUCCUCCUGGCUCUGGCCAUCCCUCAGGGAUCCACAGCGGCGAAUGACACUUCCAAGCUCACAUGCUUCUACAACUCAAAAGCCAACAUCUCCUGUGUCUGGAGCUGGGAUGGGGACCCGCAGACCACGUCCUGCAAGAUCCACGCUCAUCCGGAUAGACGGCCUUGGAACAAAUCCUGUGAGCUGCUCCCGAUGAGCCUGGCAUUCUGGGCCUGUCACCUGGUCCUUGGAUCCCCAGAUGCUCAGAGUCUGACUGCGGCUGACAUCGUCCACAUGAGCGUGAUGUGCCAUGAAGGGGAAAGGUGGAAGACACUGAUGACCCAGGACUUCAAGCCCUUUGAGAACCUUCGCCUGAUGGCCCCCGACUUGCUCCAAGUCACCGAAGUCGAGACCCACAAAUUCAACAUAACCUGGAAAGUCCCUCAAUCCUCCCACUACAUUGGAAGUUACCUGGAGUUUGAGGCCCGGACAAGGUCCCCGGGCCAGAGCUGGGAGGAGGCCUCCGUGCUGAUCCUCAGGCAGAACCAGCAAUGGAUUUCCCUAGAGACACUCACUCCAGGCACCCUGUAUGAAUUUCAAGUGCGGGUCAGGGCCCACCUAGGCAGCCACAAAGCUUGGAGUCCCUGGAGUCAGCCGCUGCCCUUCAGGACGCCAGCCUCAGAGAAGCAGACUCUGACCUUUCUUUGGCUUGGCCCCAUGAUGUUGGGCGUCAUCUGUGUCUCUGGCUUUAUCAUCUUGGUCUGCUUGUUGGCCAACUACCAGUACAUCGGACCAUGGCUGAAGAAGGUUCUGAAGUGCCACAUCCCAGACCCCUCGGAGUUCUUUUCCCAGCUGAAGUCAGAGCAUGGAGGAGAUUUCCAGAAGUGGCUCUCCUCGCCCUUCCCCUCGUCAUCCUUCAGCCCCAACGCCCAGGCAGCCGAGAUCUCCCCGCUGGAGGUGUUGGACCGGGACGCCAAGGCCACACAGCUCCUCCUGCUGCAGCAGCAGAAGGGACCCUCACCCUCCACGGAGACCAGCGGCCAUUCGCUGACCAGCUGCUUCACCAACCAGGGUUACUUCUUCUUCCACCUCCCUGAUGCUGUGGAGAUCGAGGCCUGCCAGGUGUACUUCACCUAUGACCCCUGCACAGAAGAGCCCGAGGAGGGCAGGCCCGGGGAGCCCGAGGGGCCUCUCCUCCCGCCCCUGCUGCCCCCGCCAGCGGAGGACGAUGCCUACUGCACCUUCCCCCCGGGGGAUGACCUGCUCCUCUUCUCUCCCGGUCUCCUGGGUGGCCCCAGCCCCCCUAACCCUGCCCCGGGGGGCGCUGGAGCUGGUGAAGAGAAGCUGCCCCCCUCUCUGCAGGAGGGAGCUCCCAGAGACUGGGCCCCCCAGCCCCUGGUGCCUCCCACCCCAGGAGCGCCUGACCUGGGGGAUAGCCAGCCACCCCCAGAGCAUGCCCUGCGGGAAGCAAGAGGGGAGGUCCCAGCCCCUGGCCCCGGGGAGGGGGUCAGCUUCCCCUGGGCUAGUCUCCCCGGGCGAGGCCAGGUCAGGGCCCCUACCUUCUGCCUGACCCUGAACACCGAUGCCUACCUGUCCCUCCAAGAGCUGCAGAAUCAGGACCCGGCUUACUUAGUGUAGACCGAUGACCAGGCAGGUCGCUGCCCACUGUUGUGCCGGGCCCACGUGAGGGCUCUUUGUCCUCAAGGCUCGUCCACUGCUGAGCCACCCAGCGUCUAGCUACCCCCUGGACAUCUCUGCCCCGAGGGCCCCCACCCAGCCCUGCACACUCAGCUGUUCACUUCCAAAACCGUCAUUGCUGCUCCCUGGUUCCGUGGCCCAAGCCAAGAACUGCAGCGGGUGGGGGCACUGGGACUCCCCUCAUCUGCAGUGGAGUCCCAUGGCUUUUGCCUCUAAAGCAUCCCUCCUCCCCAGCCCUGCAAGGACUCUUCACGGAGAGUUUUUGGGGUUCUCCAGGGAUCUUCACCGUGUCCUCCUCCCUGGGUUUCCCGCCCCAGUGCACCCCCUCUUGCCCAUCCUCCACAGGGCAGCCAGAGUGCUCUCUCUGAACCACAAAUACGGCUCUGCUGCCCCUUGUUUAAACCCUGCCAUGGCUCCCCGCUGCCCUCACACCACUUCUUGGCCUAGCUCUUGCUCCUCCAGCAUCAUGCUGGGACAUUCCCUUCUGGAACCCUCCCAGUGGUCCUACUGAGGCACCAGCAGCUCCCUCACGCCCCCACACCUUUGCACAUGCUGUUCCCUGUACCUGCAGUGCUCUCUCCUCCCUCAUCUAGGUGACAAACCCUCUUAUGCCUCAAGGGUCUGUUCUGCUUCCCUUGAAGGGAGACACUGCCUCCAUGAAUGUGCCCAAACUUCGAGAUUCGGUCCCGGAGGGGGUUCUCAGGGUCAUGGGAUGGCUAGACAAAGCGGCCAUGUCACUUCACCCUUGGGAUCUCUUGUGACCUCGGCAUGCUUAGCUCCUGGGUCCCUGCCACUGUGGCCCAAGUACGGUCGCAAAUCCCCGGCGAAAGUCGACACUGGCUGGAUCUUUCCAUAGCGGUUUCACAGACUCGGGAGGCCUGCUGCUGGAAAGUAAACGCCUCCCAGUGGCAGGUUCUGAGGCUGUCAGAGAGAGUCUAGACCUUUACUGGAGGGAUCUCUAAUGCAGCUCAGGGGCUGGCACCCCCGCACCCAGAAGAGCAGCUCGCUCACCGCACUUCACAGUGCGCUUGGCACCCUCAUCAUAUUCCCUGGAUGAAUUAAUGAACUAUCUGGGACCACCUUGCUUGGCCUCCCGGUGCCCGGCUACCUUCACACAGGGGGCAUCGUCCCCCUCUGAGGUCAAGACACAGAGAGGCGAAGCCCCAUGCUCACUAGGUUCCAGAAUGCCCAUUCCAGCAAGAGGCUCGUCUCCUUUCAGGGCAAUCCUCCCUGCAACCCAAACACAGACACACGGGGCCGGCCCCUUCCUUCUCGGUGCUCACCACCACCUCUCCACUUCUCUUCCCUCUGUCCCUGACACAGAUCACACCUGUGAUGUCUGCCGCAACCUUCCUCUCACACUAAAAGUCUCUGCCAAGAAAGCACGCCUUCCCGGGUCACCAAGCUGUGAGCGCGGUGUACCUGCACUUAUAGGCCCUGCGCCUAGCUGAUUGGGUGGGGACCUGACACAAGCCCACCCACAGGCCGACAAGCAGCCUAUGAACUGGCUCAGAAAAGAAGCUCCACCCAAUCAGGGAGGCCGGACCUGAACUGGCCAAUCAUAUUUCUCUCAGUCUUGAGCCUUUUGAACUCAGGGAAAGAGGGAGGUCCCUGGGAGCAGGUGCCUCGGGAGAAGGAGCUGGGAGAAACCUGCGGAGGAGUUCAGCCCCGUUAGCAGAGGGCAUCUGGCUCUGCUACCCAGACUCCUGCUGCCAGAGGGGCUGCUGACUGUUCGCUCAAGAUUGUUUUCCUUAUGCCCGAAAUAAACUCCCCUUUCUUGAGGAUGUCUGAGUCUUGGAUCCUUACCACGAAAGAGCUUAAUUACCUGGCUCCUUCCCACCUCCUGCCAUACGACGCCAUGUGUUCCGGGCCACGAGGCUCCUCAGUCCUGGCCUGAGCAUCAGACCCAAGCUCCGUGCCCAGACCCUUGCUCUGUGUCCCAGGGCAAACUGUGAAACCUCUCUCCAAGUCAGUCUCUGUUUUGAAGAGUUCUUGGGACAGUUACAGUUCUCAAGCCUCGGGCAUUUGUGCUAUAUGUAUUUUCAAUGUACCAUCUCUGUUAUUGUUUACUUAAUAUUUUUCUUCAAAUCCAUUCACUUUUUGGUUUAAAUACUUUUAUUUAAAAAGAAAAACCUUUGUAUUGCUUCUUUAAAUGGAAAAGCUGAUACUCACUA